UGCACCCUAGGAUAUAGUGGUAAUGGUAACACAAGCUCGACUUCAAAACAGGUGUCUCCGGUAGACAAGAUCGCUAUUCACAGUAAAGAAUAUAUUGGUCCCUGUUUAAUCAGCGGAGGAAACCGUCGGAAAUGGAAAGUAGCUAUAGCUGUUAAUGGACAACCAGAACGGACUACGAACCUAGUCGACCCCUUUACCGAAGAGGAAUAUCAUAAAAAUAAUAACAGCAGACUACAACGGGGAAACCUCGAACUUGACCAAGAUGCCUUAGCUGUUGCCGAAAGAAAGAUUGUCGUAUCUCCGUUCAUGAAGAUCUCACCCAGAUCAGCGAAACGAGUGACUUCGCCAGCAUUCACUCCCUUCUUUGGGAGGUUCUCGAACAUCCUGAUUUUUGGCCAUGCAGUGAUCCCGGCAAGACACCGGUGAAGAGGGUUCGACUUAGUCGGACGUUGAACGUCCUAAACAAGGGUCUAGCCGCCACGGCUAUAGAUCGCCAAGCAUCCCGUCUCAUGACAACCCAGGCCGAAUACCGCGUACUUCUUGUAAUAGCUCGUUCUUUUAAGAAAAAUAUCGAUCAGAGAUAUGUUGAUUACCCAGCAAGCCUCAUACAAGGACCCUUACUCAACAUCGCCCGGCGAACGAAAGAGCGAGGGCUCACGCCUAAGCUACAUAUCGAUGUCGUGCGACCUGGAACUGUCGAUGAGCUUGACGAGUAUCUAAAACCUGGUUGCGACAAGCCAUACGACAUAGUACACUUCGAUUUGCAUGGGAAAAUCGGUCCCGUUAAACCUCCUGUCAGGUCAUGGGUCGGUGGACGCUCAAAGGCUUCGGCGCCCGGUGAGAAUACAGCUCCAGAGCUUCAAUCUUAUCUUCGUUUCGCAAGACCUUAUGACCCAAAACUAGCUAGUUUCGGUCGCAGAGACAACGCGAUCGAAAUGCUUCUCCACGAUGAUGCUUCUCUACACGACGUCCCCGUUAAAGAGAUCGCCGAGAAGCUCCAGAGAUGUAAUAUCUCAAAAGUAACACUGAACGCAUGCCUCUCUUCAUAUGCGCAAAGCCAGAUAUUUUUGAACAUGUGUCAUACCUUCAUCAGCUAUGGCAUAGCACACGUGUCAGCUAUGAGCUUUCAGAUCUUAGAGAGCACGGCCGAGGUAUACUAUACCGCAUUUUAUGAGUCCCUCAUCUUGCGGGGUGAAGAAUUCCACGUCGCUGCCGCAUCCGGCCGCGAGGCUCUUCGCGCCAAUAACAAUUCAUAUGGCCACGCCGUAUUGCCCACUAAUUACCACCGUUACCCGAGAAGCUUUAGCAACGAAUGGUGGCGAAUGCCUCAUGAGAAGUCCAGUCGAUUGCUUCUGUUGGUUCUAUGCUUGGCUCGAUAUGUCUCUAUAUCAAUUUUCUUUGCAUCUUGUAUAACAUACUUUUGGCUCAACUUACUAGCUAUAUCUAUUUUACUUCUCAUUGCAUCCGUUUUCGCGAUGAUGAUAUGGAUGUUAACAAAAUACUGGAUGGUAAAACUUACACCAGUGAUGGAACACACAUACGAGAAAUACAGCGAGAAUUCCACCUACAACCCAAAUUUCGAGAUCGAUAUAGAACAUCUAGUUAUCGAAGAUCGCCUCAAGUCCGAAGCCAACCAGGGCGCUUUAUAUGUAUGGAGCAGCCAAUAUUCCAAAGAACUCAGCGACUCUGUCCACGAUCUCGCGAAGACUUGGGUCUUGACCGGAUUCGUCGACAAGGUGGACAUUGUUUCCGCAAGCGUUUUCUCCUGGGCACUGACAAGUGUGUUUCCUUGCCGUUGGCUCCGCACCCGGCGAUAUAGGAGCAACAGAGUCGGUACAGUAGGACGAAGGCAGCUACUCAUCAUCAAAGACUUCGACCAUUUCUAUCCUAAACACGCAAAGGACGAGGACUUCGACGACCUCCAUGUUGCUCUUCACCGCAUGGUGUCCUUCAUCGAGGGUUACGACCGCGACGAUACUUAUUUACUGAUUACCGGUUCGUACGAUGAAGAAUGGUGGAUCGACGGAAACCGGUAUAACGAUGAAAGGAUUAUAAAUACCAUUGUUAGGGCGGUGCCUCAUAAUCAUAAUACUACACCGCCGUCACCGCUGCCACAGCAGAAAAAGGGCAAAUCGCAGUGGGGUCUCAAAGGUAUAAGAAGGCGUUUGUCAAGGCUUUGGAAUGAGAUUAUUUAGCCAUUUUGAUCUUGGUGUAGGGGGUGUCGUGUAUAUUCCCUGGCAAUUACUUAAGCUUUACGAUACCCCCUGAGUGUGGCUUUGCUCUCACUAUUUCUAAACUUCUAUUAAAUUCAAAUUCUGAUCAUAUAAGAUAUCGUUCUACUUAUGAGAGUGUCCUUAGUAU
This is a messenger RNA of Annulohypoxylon maeteangense, 2361 nucleotides long. RefSeq lists its product as uncharacterized. The coding region runs from base 510 to 2195 and encodes 561 amino acids. The transcript has 3 exons. Lineage: Eukaryota; Fungi; Ascomycota; Sordariomycetes; Xylariales; Hypoxylaceae. The record is from RefSeq and is a predicted model, not a curated record.